CGAGAUUACAUGAGAGUAUCUUCUAUCGUUCCCACCUCCUAUCCGAUAAUGCCAUGACAAGCCAUGCCUGCCAGCGCAGUCCGGAUAGUCGAAGUCGGGCCCCGCGACGGCCUUCAGAACAUCAAAGAACCCAUCACAACCGCUACAAAGGUUGAACUAAUCCAACGGCUCGAACGGACAGGUCUUCGCACUAUCGAACUAACAUCGAUCGUCUCGCCGCGCGCGAUACCCCAGUUAUCGGACUGUCAGGACGUGCUGAGCGGUCAGAGCGUGAAACGGCUACAAGCGGAUCCUGAUCGUCGGUUUCCGGUACUCGUACCAAAUCUGAAGGGUCUUGAUAUCGCGAUUCGAUACGGGGUUAGAGAGGUGGCAGUUUUUGUGAGUGCCACGGAGGGGUUUAGUAGGGCGAACAUUAACUGUUCUGUGGGCGAGGGAAUACAACGGGCGAGGUGUGUUGCGGAAAAGGCUGCACAGUAUGGUAUUGCUGUGAGAGGAUAUGUUUCCUGCAUAUUCGCCGACCCUUACGAUGGUCCGACAGAGCCAUCCGCGGUGCUGCACGCUGCACGCGCGUUAUUAGGCAUGGGAUGCUACGAAGUCAGCCUGGGCGAUACACUAGGCGUGGGAACCCCAUCCAAAGUCCACAGUCUAGUGACCUACCUCGUCGAGAACGACAUCCCCAUCGACCAACUAGCCGGACAUUUUCAUGAUACCUACGGCCAAGGCGCCUCCAAUGUUUGGCAAGCAUACCAGUGCGGAAUGCGCGUGUUCGACAGCAGUGUAAGCGGCCUGGGAGGAUGUCCAUUUGCACCGGGGGCUAAGGGGAACGUCGCCACUGAGGACUUGGUGUAUAUGUUCGACAAUGCGGGUGUUGAAACUGGUGUUGAUCUCUCGCGACUGGUUGAGACAGGGACGUGGAUAUCGGAGACGCUGUCUCGGAAGAAUGCGAGUCGGGCUCAGAAGGAGAUUUACCAUGUAUAUAGAACAUACUCCGGAGUAGACCAUCCUUAG
Aspergillus ruber CBS 135680 is the source of this 1008-nucleotide messenger RNA. RefSeq names its product hydroxymethylglutaryl-CoA lyase. The record is from RefSeq and is a predicted model, not a curated record. Gene Ontology annotation, biological process: ketone body biosynthetic process; L-leucine catabolic process. Gene Ontology annotation, molecular function: hydroxymethylglutaryl-CoA lyase activity. NCBI's taxonomy places the organism in Eukaryota, Fungi, Ascomycota, Eurotiomycetes, Eurotiales, Aspergillaceae. The transcript is spliced from 2 exons. The coding region runs from base 64 to 1008 and encodes 314 amino acids.